This is a messenger RNA of Laccaria bicolor S238N-H82, 1107 nucleotides long. RefSeq lists its product as uncharacterized. The transcript is spliced from 2 exons. The record is from RefSeq and is a predicted model, not a curated record. Bases 1 to 1107 code for a protein of 368 amino acids. NCBI's taxonomy places the organism in Eukaryota, Fungi, Basidiomycota, Agaricomycetes, Agaricales, Hydnangiaceae.
AUGUAUAAUCAAUCAGAUCCCCCUUUCAUGCGCUUUACUCUGCUUGGUUUCGAUGAAAACACCGAUGUCGAAGAACCAGAUGCUCUCAGCUCUCCUGGCCCCCACUCGUCUCCCAUUCCCUACCAGCGAGUCAAUAUAUCCCAAGGAACUCAGUUUACGAACCUCCCUGAUCUACCUGAUGAUGAUCAGGACUCCAAUUACUCUCCCGAUCCCCAAACACCCAUCAAACGGACUACAGCCCUCAGCAACGAGCAAAAAACCCGUAUGACCUUGGCUUUCAUGCGAGAUUUCAAUCGAUUUUCCCUUCAUCAGUUUCUUCAAACUCUCUUUACCUCGGAUGAUGCAGGCAUCAAGAAUUUUGCCAACACAUUUCUGGCUGGUGACGGAGUUAAUCCCAUAAUGGAUCUUUUGUGGAAGGGAGGCGGGGAGCUCAAAAAUCCUAAGUUGACAGCUUGGGUAGUGGAGAAGGCAGCUUUGGCCUGUGCUAAAGAAGCCAGCUGGCUUUCCGAUUGUGCUUCUGAAGGUGAACAUCAAGAUGAUGCCAAAUAUCUGCAUGUGUCAUCUCGAGAUGUAAACGUGAAGAUGAUCAACAAUUUUCGGAUCGAUGACCUCCGUGUUCGCUAUGACCGUGUAACUCCCCACCUGCAAGCUAUUUUGAAUGCAAUAAUUGCAAGGGACAAGAAGAUAUUGGCCCCAGGCAGUCGGGAUCCAGAUGCAGGCAGGACUUUAAUAACAUCGAUGGUUCUUAAUUUACGCAGUCGCAGAUUAAACUAUCACGCUGCUUUAAAUGCACUUUUAUUCUGGGAUAACCAUGUACCGAAACGCCUUGUACAGGCAUUUAAUCACUUCGGAAUCACCACAUCAUACCCUUUCCAAGGCAAAUCAAUCACAGCAUUGAGCAAGGAUGUGAUCCUACUUGCACGACGAGCAGCAAAUGAUAGCCAAAAAAUUAAAUUGCUCCCAUACGACAACUUCAACUGGAUAUCAAAAGCUUGGGAGGCUACGGCUUUGCAUGGAUCAAUAACUCAUGAUGAAGUUUCUGCAUUGUUGGUGAUUUUACCCACUCCAGAAGGGCAGGAGGCCGCCAAAGUCACUAGUCUUGAUUGA